Molecule: messenger RNA, 7942 nt
Organism: Saccostrea cuccullata (small rock oyster)
Lineage: Eukaryota; Metazoa; Mollusca; Bivalvia; Ostreida; Ostreidae
Product: ubiquitin carboxyl-terminal hydrolase 32-like
Exons: 35
Coding region: 190-4788 (1532 amino acids)
Biological process (GO): protein deubiquitination
Cellular component (GO): Golgi apparatus
Molecular function (GO): calcium ion binding; cysteine-type deubiquitinase activity
Source: RefSeq, a predicted model, not a curated record
ACAUAACGAUUUUAAAACGACGAAACGUGAAGAGAUUCUGUUACAGUCUGACUAGCAUAAAUCUCGCGAGAUGUCAUUAUCGUCGCGUGAUGUAAGAUGGACGACAGAUUCAGGAACUUCGUAAAAAUUUAUAAAUAAUGAUGCAUAGUUAUGAUACGUGUUGUGUAUAUAAUUAACUUAUAAAUCAAAAUGGGAGGAAAGGAAUCUAAGCUUCAGUACUUUCCUUUCGAGGAGGCAUGCAGAAGGAUGAAAGAGACAGAACUAAAACGUUCCAAAGAUGCCUUCAAAAGAGUGGCCACUCUUGGGGGUCAAAUGUCGGACGUCGUUUUCUGUCGAGAAGUCUUGGGGGAAGGAGUUCCCCCGGGGAUCGCUAAUCUUUUAUACCGAGGGUUUGGAGGAACCUCUAAAGGGCUGUCCCUGAAGGACUUAUUGUGUGGGCUGGUUAUCCUCACCAAAGGCUCAGUGGAGGAGAAAAUCAAAUUUCUGUUUGGGAUGUAUGCUGAUGACAGUUACUCCUUUGUACAGAAGGAGGAGAUGGACCGAUUAGUUCUGGAGUCUGAGGGACAGGUCUCUAAUGCUCUCUCGGACCUCUUUAGUGAGAAUGAUCAGGUGACCUUUGAUUAUUUUCGACUGUGGGUGAAAGCUCACCCUGAUGCCACGGAAAUGACAAAAUGGCUGCUGAUGGAACCUAUGACCGUCAGUCUCUCGGACGAUACGGACACACCCACUUUCUAUCAGACUCUGGCUGGAGUCACACACUUGGAAGAGACAGACAUUAGUGAACUAGAGAAAAGGUACUGGGCUCUGAAGUCUCAAUCCAAAAGUGGGAAGUUUGACCUUGACACAUUCAAGGCCAUGGUCUGCCCACCAGUGCCAGAGGCUAUUUGUGAAAGCCUUUUCCACGCAUUUGAUGAAAACCGAGAUAACCACAUAGACUUUAAAGAGAUGGCUUGCGGAAUUUCAGCUUGCUGUAGAGGGCCAGGCACUGAGAGACAAAAAUUUUGCUUUAAAGUGUUCGAUAUUAACCAUGAUGGAAAGCUAUGUGAGAGGGAACUAGUACAAAUGGUCAAGGCUUUACUGAGAAUACGGCAGGAGAACCAACCAACAAACACAAUGGAGUGUGAUCCAUUCUAUAACAUGGACCCAGAACUUGUCGCCAAAGAGAUCCUGGCGAGUCACGACGGGGACAAGGACGGGUGUUUAACUCAGGCAGAAUAUUUAGUAUGGACAGUCAACAACACACUGGCAGACAAUUUCCUAGAUUUACUCAGUCAGAUAUGCCAUUUGGUUAUGGGUCUCAAACCUCAAACAAAGGAAGAGGAAGGGGAGAUAAUCAAGGGAUUCAGGAUGAUGAGACAGUGGCUCCAGCGAGAAUCUAAGAAGAGUUUUGAGAUAGGACAGGUGUGGUACCUGAUCAGCAUGACAUGGUGGAAUUCCUGGAUUGAAUAUGUCCAACCUCCGAUCCAGAUGUCAAAUGGCAGACUAGACAGUGGAGAACAGGUCCGAAUGAAUGGAACAGAAGCUAUGCACAAAAUCACCAAAAGCAAGCACUCCUCCAAAGCCCUACCCUGGGACGACGACUCAGUGAUAAUUGUGAAUAUGAUAACAAAGGGAAAGAACUCUGAAUACAACACCUCAAUUAAUGGUGGUUUCAAAUCCAGCACAAUCCCACAAAGAUCCCAGUCGGCAUGCAGCAGUCCAAUCAAGACUUGUCUUUCUGCCUCAGACUCUAAUGGACUCACUAGUGUUAGUCCAGGCCCCUCCCCCAAGCUCCGCAAGAAAGGACUUCAGCAGACCAAUUCUCAACCUGUGAAACCUGGGCCAAUUGAUAACACUAAUCUUAUUACUCCAAACAAUUCAAAGGUUAUAAGUCUGACCAAUGAGGGAGGCAGACUACGGAGGGACACUAUGCUGGUGAGGGGUAAGGAUUUUGAGUUGGUGCCUGAGGUCAUAUGGCGAUCACUGUCAACCUGGUAUGGAGGAAAUAUCGCUCUACCCAGAACCGUGAUUGCUUCUAAGAAUAACAAUGGCAGUCCGGAGCUGGAGCUGUACCCUGUGACGGUGAAGCUGUUACGACACCAGGUGGUUCCUCAACGUCCCAACCCCACCUCAUUCUCAGGGGUCAUGUCUGGAAUCGGGGGCAUGGCACUAAGCAUGACAAACUACGUCUCCAGUGCACCGCCUAUACCGAGGCGCUAUGUUGCUUUCACAGCAACCUUCAGCAAGCAACACACCAUACAGCAGGUGUAUGAAUUUCUCUGUACCAAAGUCCGAUUUGUCAGGGAGGACAUCAGGUUAUGGAAAAUCGGAAGUAAAGAUGAUAGCAUGACACUCCUAGAAGAUGAAUCCAUGACAGUAGAGGAUUGUGGAGUAGAAGAAAACCAGUCUCUAUUGAUAGAGGUCCGAAACAAGGACUUGACAUGGCCUGAAGAAAUGUCUCAGCUGGCAAAAAAUAAAACAUGUCGGAAAGAACAAGUACCCACCCAGAAAGGAGCUACAGGUCUUAACAAUUUAGGAAACACUUGUUUUAUGAAUGCUGCUGUACAGUGUGUGUCUAACACUUGGCCUUUAACUCAGUAUUUUAUUGGAGGACUACAUCUGUUUGAACUUAACAGGUCUAAUCCACUUGGGAUGAAGGGACAUAUUGCUCAAAGAUACGGAGAACUAGUCAAGGAUCUGUGGAGUGGAACCUCCAAAACCAUAGCUCCUCUUAAACUACGAUGGACCAUUGGUAAAUAUGCACCACGUUUUAAUGGCUUUCAACAGCACGACUCUCAGGAAUUACUUAGCUUUCUUUUAGAUGGUCUCCAUGAGGAUCUCAACAGGGUUCAUGUAAAACCUUACGUAGAACUGAAGGACAGUGAUGGCAGACAGGAUGAAGUGGUGGCUGAGGAGGCAUGGGAAAACCACUUACGGAGAAACCAGUCCAUAAUUGUUGAUCUCUUCCAUGGCCAACUCAAGUCCCAAGUGCGCUGUAAAGAAUGUGGACACAUGAGUGUCCGUUUUGACCCAUUUAACUACCUCUCUCUCCCCCUUCCCAUGGACAGCUGUAUUCAUCUAGAAGUUAUAGUAACAAGACUGGAUGGAUCUGUGCCUGUCAAAUACGGCAUUCGACUCAACAUGGAUGAAAAAUACAAAGCUCUGAAGAAGGAGCUCAGUAGUUUGACAGGAAUUCCUCCAGGACAGAUCCUGUUUGUGGAAAUCAUGGGACCAAUUGUCAAGGCAUUACCACAGGAUAAUCACAAGGUAAAGACUCUGAUAGGAGGAGUGUUGUAUGCCUAUGAGCUCCCGCCUCACGAGGAAAUCAAACCCAUGACCAUUGAGGAGGAGAAAGGAACCGUCCCCAAAAACUCUGUAGGCCUCAAUGAUAUUCAGAGAGGAUUGGCCACAAAAAAAAUUCAACAGAAAUUAGAAAAUGGUCCCACCUCAAUGUCCACUUCGUUAACAGUGGAGGAUAACUCUGCUAACAACACCCCCACACAUUCCCGCCAACCAAGUGAUGUCCCUACCAUGGGAAGUCUCCAACCCACCCCAGAAAACCCUGCCCCCAAAGCCACCGCUGAACUCUUCUCAGGCUUUGUCAUCGGGGUGCACAGAAAAAUGAACCUGAUGGAUGUGUACUUCUUGUCCUCACAAAAGGCCCGCCCUGGGCUGUUUGGGACCCCCAUUAUCCUCCCGUGUGUGGAGGAUACCACCAAUCAGGACCUCUAUCAGUUUGUGUGGACACAGGUGUCCAGACUGGUCAGUCCUCUCCCUCCCUCCGAGGUCAAGUCAGCCAACCACGCCCAGGACUGUGAUGACAGUUUGGGAUAUGAGUAUCCCUUCACGCUCAAAGUUGUCAUGAAAGAUGGAUUGUCCUGUGCUUGGUGUCCAUGGUAUAGGUUUUGUAGAGGAUGUAAGUUGGAGUGCAAUGCGGAUGACUUUAACUUUGGAAGUUCAUUUCUGGCUAUAGACUGGGAACCCACAGCAUUACAUUUACGAUACCAAACAGCUUUAGAAAGGUUAUAUGAGGACCAUGAGAGUGUGGAGGAGAGCCGGAGGAAGCAGACAGAGCCCAUUAACCUGGACACCUGUCUACAGGCCUUCACAACGGAGGAGGAGUUAGGAGAAGACGAACUCUACUACUGCUCCAAGUGUAAAAAACACUGUUUGGCCUCCAAAAAACUGGACAUCUGGAGGCUACCACCUAUACUGAUAAUUAACCUAAAAAGAUUCCAGUUUUUAAAUGGCCGAUGGGUGAAGUCCCACAAGAUAGUGAACUUUCCUAUAGAGAAAUUUGACCCCUCCAAUUACUUAGCUCCAAGAGCUGUUAGUGAACAAUCAGUGACUUGUGUGUGUCAGAGUAAUAAUUCCGCUGAAAUACAACCUGUGCCAAAUGGAGACAUUCCAAACCAUAAUGACCUACAGAUGGAAGUGGAGAAAGAUGAUAAAGAAUCCAAAGCAUUACCUUGUAAGAAAUGUCAGCUCAUUAAAAACAUUCCAACUGCUGAUGAACCCAUUAAGUAUGACCUAUCCUCUAUGUCAUGUCACACAGGAAUUUUGGGUGGAGGUCAUUAUGUCUGCUAUGCUAAAAACCCCAACCAGAAAUGGUACUGUUACAAUGACAGUAGUUGUAAGGAGUGCACGGUAGAGCAGAUGGAUUGUAAUUCAGCGUACAUUUUAUUCUACGAAAGAGAAAACAUAGACUUUAGUCAUUUUAUGCCAGACGUGGAGGGUAAAGAACCUGAUCUACAAGAAAUUGACGACGAGUUCGAAUCGGACCUGAAAAAGGCGUGUGUAAUUCAGUGAUCCUAAGUCAACAUGGUCAAGGGCAGUUAAGUUAAAAUGCAUGACAAAGUCGUAUAUUUGGUGAUUUCUAUGUUUAUUUAUGGAACAGCAGGUUUGAAAGUAAAAUAAUACUGUAGACAUACUUUUACUUAUAUGGGAUUAAACUAUAUCAUAUGUAUGCAUUGAAAAAUUUUUCUACUGAAAUUUGUCAUAGCAUAAUUAAAGUACAUGUAAGAUUUAAAGGGACAAUCCAAGAAAUCCAUGCAUCUGUGCAAUUUUCUGCCCAUUCCAUGGAAGUGUGACCCUUGGGAAAAAGUAUGUUUACAGUAUUUUAUUGUCUCUUUCUACAGUGCUUCAGUUCAUUAUUUUAAAUGAUUGUUUUUGGGGGUAUUGUGUUUUUUUUAAUGAUCCCCCUAUUAUUGUAAAACUCAUUGCUGAUAAUUUUAUUUUUAAUUUCAAACCAGUGAUACAUGUAUUGUCUACAAACACAAGAUGUAGAUGGUGUGUACAGUCAUUCCUUGAUUUGUUUUGUAUAUCUUUGUCUGUAUUGUUAUGUGAGAAAAAGAAACUUAGGGCAUAAAAUUUAAGAGGAGAAAGAAAUGAAAAUGAGGUAUUCAUCUUGAGAUUUUUUUGUGUUCAUAAGCAUGUUUGAUGCACCAAAUACAUUCACACUGCAGAAUAAUUUCUUAUUUUGCUCAGACCCCUUCCUUACAUCCCCUCUUUGUUUAAUAUUUCUUUUAAAUUUAUUGGAAUUGACAAAUUUAUGAAAGAUUGCUCUUCUUUCCAUUUAAUAUGGUACGUGUAUAUCUUUUUUGACUUUCUGAAUACAUGCUAGUGACAGAAUUAAAUGAUUUUAUACAGGGGUAAAGGCUGAACAAUUAUUAAUUACUGCUCAAGGAGAAUGUAGUUUAGAAUUAGUUUAAAGAUAUAGGAAAACAACUCUCCCUUUACUGAAAAUUAUAUAUUUAUAUAUACUGUAGGCAAACAAUUUUCCGCCUGGGUCAAAUUUCCAUAUUGUAUGUGGUCAUAAUUUGUUUGGAAAAAAAUUGUCUCAGUGUACUUAGAAUCUAUUGCAGAACAUCAAUUUGAAUGUUGAUAAUCUAAGAAAUCUUCAAAAUGUUCUACCCCUUGAUUAAACAGAUAUUGUGACUGCGGAAUUAUGACCCAGUGGAAAAGGUACUUUCAACAGUACAUAAAAUUGAGGUGGAUUACGUUGAGUUUGUUUUAUAUAAAAGCCUGAAAAUACUGAGAACAUACAAACAGAAAUUUGCUGCAAGGGCUUCAACUAUCAAAAUGUAUUCAGGAGUGCGUAGUGGAUAAGCUCUUUAUAACACUAUGCUUCAAUCUUGAAUUCAGCCCUGAUAAUGUUGCAAAUGUUAAAACCCAUUUUGGUUUCAAAAUCUAUUUUUAAUUCUUUUCUUAAACCCCCUUUUCACAAGUUCUUUAUCUAUGCAGUACCACUUUUUUUUUCUUAAUGUCAGUGAGGCCAUGGCCAGCUUUGGUGAUUAACUGAACCCUUUGGGUGAGAACAAAUCUUUGCAGAGGUGAUAAGCAAAUUUGUACAUGAUGAUAUUUGAAUAUUCUAGUCAUCUUUCAUAGACAUGACAUUGUACAUGUAUAACUGUAGCUCUAUCAGUUUGGAAAAGAUACAACUAUGUUUUAGAAGUAAAACAUAAACUUUAAAUUAGCGAUCAUUAAAUCAGUGUGUUUUUCAUGUUAGCUAAGUGUGUUGUUAUAGUAUUGCGGUACUUAGAUUAUUUCAGAAUGUGAUAGUUUAUACAAGAUAGUCAGAGCAGAUCAUUCAAGUUUUGUUGAAAUAUCUCAGAUUUUUAAGAUGUAAAUUAAAAUGAAAUAAAAUUAUUAUGGUGGUUUUGAUUUCAUAUUGUUAACAUUGAAUAAUUCUUUGGUCAGUCCAUUCUACCUCAUAAUCCUUUUGUUGAUGAGUCAAUCUAGUGGAAAAGGAAAUCUUUUCAUAAAUCAUUUACAUGCAUUUUUUUUAAUGUUCAUUAUUAUUUCACCUACAUUGUACAUUUUAUAGGUAAUACAGGUACCUCAAGUUCAAAUUUUUACAAUCCUGUUUGAUUGGUGAUGUGUUAAACUUAAUUUAUGAAAAUUAAUUUAUUACACCAUUAUGCAUCUGAAUUGAAACAUGUUUGUGAUUUUUUUUUUAUUUAGGAAAUGGGUCAAAUGCAAUUUCUACAUUUCUAAAAUACUGAGAAAAAUUGUGAGUUAUUUGAAUUUAUUUAAAUUCAAAAUUUCAAGUUACAUAUACUGUAGAUUUAACUUUGAUAAGAAUGAGGACUUGAUUAUGCAUUAUUUUUUAGAGAUGUGCUGUACAUUGGACUUUGCUGUUUAGAGUUUCAGAAAUUUUCUCAUACAAUGUACAUGUACAAAGUCGUGUAUAUUGAUAACGUUAUGUUGACUUUUUAUCUCAGACAUUAUCAAACCACUACUUUGUUUCAACCUCUUGUAAAAUGAGAUGUUCAAAAUUCAACAUCACUUUUUUAACAGGUGGAAAAGGAUGCUGAACAUUAAUUUCAAUUAGACUAUAUUGUUGAUAUGCAAAAUUACGACAGAAAGAAAGCAAUAUGUAUACAAUAUUUACAAAAAAAAGUUGCUUGUAGAAAUAUUCAUUCAUUAAUUCAUGUAAAGAAUCAGCCACUCACAUUUUAAAAAAUGCUUCUUUAGAUGCCUUUCUUGUGACUCGACAUAUUUACAUCAUAAACGCUUGCAUAUCUGUAUUUCGAUCAGUAUGUGCAACUUCAAUCAUUUUCUAAAUCAGCUCUGCUGUUCUGUUAAAAAAAAAAAAACAGCAUGCAAGCCUAAUCCAGAGAUUAAUUGAAUCCAUUUAGUGAUGAAAUCUUGUCCAUCAUUUAUCACAUGUUUUUGAUAGUGUUGAUUUUUUUUUUUAAGAUUUAAAGGUUAAUUUCUGUUACGUACUGUAGAUAUCCAUAGGAAAAUCCAAUAGUACAAUGAUUUUUGUUAAAUACCGUAAUUGUUUGAUGGUUACAUGUUGACUGUGAUUCUAUAUAUAACUUGUGAUUUGUCUUGUAUAGAUGAUUGCAGUUAUCUGUGAUAUUUAGUCGUUUUUGUUGAUGCUUAAUAUUCCACAUUUGUAGGAAGCAUCAUUGCCAUUCCUAUAUUCAGUAAAACUUUAUUUAAAAAAUCAAAACAA